GAUGGAGACGCAGACGCAUGAUUUUGACGUCACGCAGUCGCGCGCGCAUGUUGUUGUUGUAAAGUGGCAGUGACGUGGAUUUUUAUGAUUUUAUUGAGUGAAUUGAGGUUUACCGAACUGGAUUGACGCGCCUGACAACAAAAUGUGGAUUUUGAGUCCAGUGGAGCACGGAGGUCAGACCCAUUAUCUCCUCUCCGCUAAAGAAUAUGUGGUGGGUCGCAAGAACUGUGACAUCCUGCUGCCCAAUGACCAGUCGAUCAGCAGAUUUCAUGCCCACCUGAUCGUUACUGAUCAGACCCUGACCCUGAGGGACACCUCCAAGUACGGUACCUCCAUAAACAGCCAACCCCUACCAGAGAACACUCCAGUCACCCUCAAGUCAGGGGACAACAUUACAUUUGGAGUUUUUCUAUCCAAAUUCAGUGUGGAUUAUCUGAAGCCAGUGGUGUGUUCUUCUUGUUUGGACAAUGACGGCAAAGCAGUACUUUCUCAGGCUGUGCAGGUCUUUGGAGGUAAGCUGGUGAGCUUGUGGACUCAAGACUGCACCCACUUGGUCAUGCCUUCUGUUAAAGUCACCAUCAAGACGAUAUGUGCUCUGCUGUGUGGCUGUCCCAUUGUGAAGCCGGAUUUCUUCUCAGAGCUCAGCACAGCCGCUCAACAGAAGCUGCCCCUUCCUCAAGCUGAGAGAUUCAUCCCUGACAUUGAUGAGCCCAGCUUGAUUAAUGAAGACGUGAACCUGGAGCCAGAUCUCAGGCGCAAGGGGAUUUUUGCAGGAACAACUUUCAUUUUCCUCACAAGCAAGCAGCUCAAGCGUCUUGGUGCAGCAGUGAGUUUUGGAGGUGGGACGAGCCGACUCCUGGAGGAGGGCUCCCUGCCCCGUGACCUCCUGGAGUCCCCACAGAGCUGUGUGGUGGAUUUUACUGCUGGCAACUCCCAACCAAUCCUUCCAGCUUCAACCAUAGAUUGGCAUAAUUCUGUAAAAAACCUAGUUCAAAGGAAAGGCUUUCGAGUCAUCACAGAGUCUGAAAUUGGAUUGGCUGUCAUGUACGCCUCACGUGACAUUUACUGCAACCCUUCCAGUCUAAUUAAAGGCACAGUGACAAAGACGAUGUCAAGAAUUCCCAGUGAAUCUCUCUCCCAAAAUGUGGUGGAUGAAACCGUUUUACCUGCAGCAUCACAAAACAUCACAGCAUACGCAGUCAACACAGAGACGUCGCAAAUGACAGAGCACUCCGCGGAAAGGGGAAAUACAGCGCUGAGAAAGACUCAGGAGAAAAGGCAGAAUCACAGCACCUUUCUUCCAAAUGGCCCUAAAGCCACUACCCAGAAGAUGAGCACUCACUGCAUUGUGGCCAAUUCACCAUCGUUCAGUACAACAGAAAACGCACAUUCCCAGAUGAAGAAACUAGAGUCCAAAGUGGCAGGCCAGGACAUUAACAUAGCAACUUUUCAGCCUCCUUUGGAAAGGUCCACUGGUGGUAAGAAGACAUUCGAGCCCAAGAAAUUUCCUCAGAAAAAACAAAUCUCUCCACAAGUUUCCCCACAGAAACAAGCAACAAUGACCAGCUUUUUUAAACCGGUCAACAAGAAAAGGCCUUUGGACGAGGAGCUCUCCGUCGUCAUGUCAGAACCAAAGCGUCCUGUACUUGAAUCUGACAUCAACGUUCAGGUGGCAGAGACCUUUCCGGCAUCCAAAGAUGCUCCCUCGUGUUCAAACAAAGGCCUCGCGGCCCCUUCCCAGACACCUACGGACUCCGAAAAUGAUCUUUUCAUCGGUCGUGGGGCAGCUUUGUCCCACAUGAAACGAAAGAGGAAGGAGCUGGAAGAAGAAAUAGAUAUGGUCGAAUUGGAGUCCAUAAUGUCUGAGAGUAUGGACUCCUUGGAGGAGUCUUUUUCAGUCAGCAAAUCCCCGCAAGCGCUCAAUCAUUCUGAAUGGAUGUCAAAAGACAAAGAGGCUUUGAGUAAGAAGCAACGAGUAGCCCAUGAAAAUGAUGACAACAGGAUCGAAAGGUCACCGUUGGAAUUGGUAGAAGAGCUGGUCCCAUGUCAGCCUCACCACAGUGAGCACAAAAUUGUCUCCAGUACGACUGAGAAGCUUCAUCCAUCAACAGAGAGAAUGAGUAGCAAAUUUUCAUGUGGCAGCACAAGUCAGCAUGUUGAAGCUAACAGAGACUCCUCCAAAGAGGUGUCAGGCCACUUCAAAGGAGAUGAGGGGACUGGACUUCACCUCAUGAAACCUGUUGAUGUGAAACAGGAGACCAAAAACACACAACUGGAUGAAGACCUCCCUAAAAAGCUGAUUUUGGUGGAAUUUAGAUCCCUCACAGUGAACGUACUCCCCAAAACUAAACUACAGCAGGUGCACACCAACGGUUUUGUGAACAACUUCAAACAUUUCCGCAAGAUGCGGAUGCCCGGGACUGAGAACUCCGCACACAUCAUCAGGGGGGCUGAUCUGCUGGCUCACAACCGUGGCAAGAAUUCCGAACUCGAUGAAUGGCUGAAGGAUGCAGAGGAGGACGAGCGGCAGAGCAGACUGGAGGAGAGUGAAGGAGAUAACCUCUUUAGGUACAACCCUUCUAAAUUAACCAAGAAGAGAUGAAGAAGCAAGAAUGGUCGGAACAUCUCCAGUUAGAAUUCAAGUUUACGUUGCUGUCGCUACCAUGUUUAACCACUAAAAUGAGUCCAAUUGAUACUGUCCGAACAACACCACCGACGAGAAUAUUGUGCAAGUUUCGAUCGCGUUCUGAGGUUUUACGUUUAGUUAAUUUUAUUUGUGAAUAAUGAAAAAAAUAUGACAUUUCAGUCUGCAGUUGUGCAAGAACGCAUUAAAGGUUUACCUGCCAAUAGUAGUUUUUCUUUUUUUGUGUGUACAGUUAAGACCAAUUGAUUGUCCUCCUUCAGCUCACUUAAGCAGAUGAGAGGUGAAGAAAUGGAUGACGUAAUUAGUUAUACAUUUGUACAAUUCUGUGAUGUUGAUUAAGUUUUCCCUGAACAUUUUUCAGCUAAAUGGAGUGCACUACUUGACAUGAAUCAGCAGAGUCGCUGUUGAUUCACU
Molecule: messenger RNA, 3058 nt
Organism: Syngnathoides biaculeatus (alligator pipefish)
Lineage: Eukaryota; Metazoa; Chordata; Actinopteri; Syngnathiformes; Syngnathidae
Gene: nbn
Product: nibrin
Exons: 17
Coding region: 143-2602 (819 amino acids)
Biological process (GO): telomere maintenance; mitotic G2 DNA damage checkpoint signaling; double-strand break repair via homologous recombination
Cellular component (GO): nucleus; Mre11 complex
Molecular function (GO): damaged DNA binding; protein binding
Source: RefSeq, a predicted model, not a curated record